Molecule: messenger RNA, 910 nt
Organism: Zychaea mexicana
Lineage: Eukaryota; Fungi; Mucoromycota; Mucoromycetes; Mucorales; Lichtheimiaceae
Product: ribosomal protein L37e-domain-containing protein
Exons: 4
Coding region: 178-540 (120 amino acids)
Biological process (GO): translation
Cellular component (GO): ribosome; cytosolic large ribosomal subunit
Molecular function (GO): structural constituent of ribosome; RNA binding
Source: RefSeq, a predicted model, not a curated record
UGCAUUGCUUCUUUAUUUUGAUCUCAAACAGCUUCGAGUUGACGCAAGCAGCUACUACAGGAGUAUAUGUGCUUUCUUUCAGAUAAUUCUCUGUGCCAUAAAUAGGACCACUUUCCGAAAUAACAGCUAGUGACAAGAGUACUAGGGAGAAAAGUUUAAUGCCUCAUUAUCAACGAUAUGCACACCAACUCGGAAAAGAAUCCACAGCAGCAGACUGGUUUAGAACAAUACUUAUUCUACACCUUCCUGCACAAGAAGUCCAAGGGUACUACCUCGUUCGGUAAGCGCCAGACCAAGACGCACACCUUGUGCCGUCGUUGUGGCAACCGCUCCUUCCACAAGCAAAAGAAGACCUGCGCUAGCUGUGGCUACCCCUCGGCCAAGAUCCGCAAGUUCAACUGGUCCGAGAAGGCUAAGCGUAGAAAGACCACUGGCACUGGCCGCAUGAGCCACUUGAAGAACGUUCACCGUCGUUUCCUUAACGGUUUCCGCGAGGGUACUCAGGCCGUCAAGCAGACCAAGGCUGAAGCUUCUGCUUAAAUAUGAUCCACGAUUAUCGUCCCUUGCUUUAAACCUACCAGAAUAAAAAGCCAACUUUGAACAUUACACAAUUGCUGCUGCUGGUGCUGCUGCUGGUGCUGCUGCUCUCUUCCCUUAAUAUUGCGUAAACAUUUUUAUGUUAUGGAUACACACAGACGGUUUGCAUUGGUUCAGGUUAUUGAUUUUGUAGAGUGGGAGCAGGAAAAUAAAGGCAAGAGAGGUGUAUGUUUGCAAUUAUAGCUGGCCCGAAACAUUGGACGUAUGGACAGAACCUAUUCGAGUGAAAUGAAAAUAGCCUGUGCGACCUUGGAUUGUUUUUUAAAAAAGCGACGUUUCUUGGGGCAGGAUCGCCCCUUCUUCUUCUUUUGCC